CUUCUCAUUUUCUUCAUCUUUUCAUUGCCUCAUUUCUCUCAUAUAUUACAUCAAUGAAAAAUAUGAAGGCCUAUUCACUUAUAAUUUUAGUCUCUGUCUUUGAUUUGGGAGCUGUCUCAGCCGAGCAAUGUGGGCGGCAGGCCAAUGGCGCCUUGUGCCCCAAUGGUCUCUGUUGUAGCCAGUUCGGGUUCUGUGGCAAUACCGAUGACUACUGUAAAACUGGUUGCCAGAGCCAGUGUCGCGGCUCAAGUUCUCCUACACCCUCUGGUAGUGGCGUUGGAAGUAUCAUCAGUGAGAGUCUUUACAAUCAAAUGCUCAAGUAUAGCAGGGAUCCUCGGUGUCCUAGUAAUGGCUUCUAUGCCUAUAAUGCUUUUAUUACUGCUGCUAACUCCUUCCCAGGCUUUGGGACCACGGGAGAUGUUGCUACUCGGAAAAGGGAGCUUGCAGCUUUCUUUGGCCAAACUUCUCAUGAGACUACUGGAGGAUGGCCAACUGCACCGGAUGGCCCAUAUGCGUGGGGAUACUGUUUUAUACGCGAGAGAAAUCAAGAUGUAUAUUGCACACCUAGUCAACAAUGGCCAUGUGCUGCUGGUCAAAAAUAUUACGGUCGUGGACCGAUCCAACUAACUCACAACUACAACUACGGGCCAGCAGGGAAUGCAAUAAAUUCGAAUUUGCUGAGCAACCCUGAUUUAGUCGCCACAAAUGCAGUUAUAUCUUUCAAGACAGCCAUUUGGUUUUGGAUGACACCACAAGGAAACAAACCAUCUUGUCAUGAUGUUAUUACUGGUAGAUGGCAGCCUUCAAGUGCUGACACAGCUGCAGGAAGAGUCCCUGGAUAUGGUGUUCUAACCAACAUCAUUAAUGGUGGACUCGAGUGUGGGCGUGGCCCAGAUGGUAGAGUUGCUGAUAGGAUUGGAUUUUUCAAACGAUAUUGCGACAUGUUGGGUAUUGGUUAUGGCAACAACUUAGAUUGCUACAAUCAAAGGUCUUUUUAAAUAUUUAGUAAUCUUAUAUAGUAUGCAAUAAAGUGUCCUCAAAGAUGCAGAGAAAGUACGAGGGCUGGUAUGUGUAACAUCUAAACGUAUUUAAUAAUGUUACUUUCAAGUUUCAAUAAAGUGAGGAUCUUCACUUUUCCCAUA
Benincasa hispida (wax gourd) is the source of this 1142-nucleotide messenger RNA. Its product is annotated as endochitinase-like. NCBI's taxonomy places the organism in Eukaryota, Viridiplantae, Streptophyta, Magnoliopsida, Cucurbitales, Cucurbitaceae. The record is from RefSeq and is a predicted model, not a curated record. Gene Ontology annotation, biological process: cell wall macromolecule catabolic process; carbohydrate metabolic process; defense response to fungus. Gene Ontology annotation, molecular function: chitin binding; chitinase activity.